Molecule: messenger RNA, 2978 nt
Organism: Eucalyptus grandis
Lineage: Eukaryota; Viridiplantae; Streptophyta; Magnoliopsida; Myrtales; Myrtaceae
Product: pentatricopeptide repeat-containing protein At1g34160
Exons: 2
Coding region: 130-1854 (574 amino acids)
Biological process (GO): RNA modification
Molecular function (GO): RNA binding; protein binding; zinc ion binding
Source: RefSeq, a predicted model, not a curated record
CUAGCAAUGUUUCGCAAAAUCCGAACUUUCCGCUGCCGCUGCACUGAACCAGCUUCGCUCCCCGCGAGAUUCACCAUGAGCCCAGUUCGCAAAAGCCAUGGUUUUUGAGCAAGCUCCCGCGGGCAAGGCAUGCAGUCGCUGGACUCGCUGCUUCAGAAAUGCACCUCCCUCUCCCGCAUCAAGCAGCUCCAAGCCCAUCUGCUGGUCACCGGCCAGUUCCAGUCGACCAACGCCCGCACGAGGCUCGUCGAGCUCUGCGCAAUCUCGCCUUCCGGCGACCUCUCUUUCGCGACCCGCGUUUUCCACCGCAUCCACCGCCCCUCCACGAACGACUUCAACGCCAUCCUCAGGGGCAUCGCCCAGAGCCCCGAGCCCGCCGGUGCCGUCUCUUGGUACCGCGCCAUGCUGCGCGGCUCCCGCAGGGUCGACGCGCUCUCUUGCUCCUUCGCCUUGAAGGCUUGCGCGCGCGCCCUCGCGAUCUCCGAGGCGAUGCAGCUCCACUCCCAAGUGGUGCGUUUCGGGUUCUGUGCGGACGUGCUGCUGCGGACGACUCUGCUCGACGUGUAUGCGAAGGGUGGCGAUCUUGAUUCUGCGGAGAAGGUGUUCGAUGAAAUGCCCGUGAGAGAUAUUGCCUCGUGGAACGCGUUGAUUUCCGGGCUGGCUCAGGGCCAUCGACCCACUGAGGCUAUAUCUUUGUAUAAGAGGAUGAAAGAGGAAGGCUUGAAGCCUAAUGAAGUUACGGUUAUUGGUGCUCUUUCCGCGUGCUCGCAGCUGGGAGCCACGCGAGAAGGUGGAAGGGUUCAUAACUAUAUAACGGAGGAGAAGCUUGAUCAGAAUGUCCAAGUUUGCAACGUUGUUAUUGACAUGUAUGCCAAAUGCGGGUUUGUUGAUAAAGCUUAUGAGGUUUUUGAUGGUAUGAGGUCCAGGAAGUGUCUUGUUACGUGGAAUACCAUGAUCAUGGCAUUUGCGAUGCAGGGUGAUGGAUAUAAAGCCAUUGAGCUUUUCAAGCAGAUGAGUCAAGCUGGGGUUGAACCCGAUGCAGUAUCAUUCCUUGCUGCUUUAUGUGCGUGCAACCAUGCGGGAUUAGUGGAAGAGGGGGUUAGGUUGUUUGAUUCGAUGAAGGAAUGUGGGGUAGUUCCAAAUGUGAAGCAUUAUGGUACAGUCGUUGAUUUGUUGGGCCGAGCUGGACGUAUCAAAGAGGCAUAUGAUAUUAUAACAUAUAUGCCGAUGAUGCCGGAUGUGGUAUUCUGGCAGAGUUUGCUUGGUGCUUGCAAGACUUAUGGAAAUGUGGAGAUGGCUGAGAUUGCCUCGCGGCACCUUCUAGAAAUGGGUUCCAAUGGUUGUGGUGACUUUGUGCUAUUGUCCAAUAUCUAUGCAGCUCGCGCAAGGUGGGAUGAUGUUGGUAGAGUGAGAGAAGCUAUGAAAAAUAGGGACAUAAAAAAGGUGCCUGGUUUUAGCUAUAUUGAAGUGGAUGGUAAAAUACACAAGUUCAACAAUGGAGACCAAGGCCAUGAAAGUUGGCAAGAGAUAUAUAGGAAGCUAGAGGAGAUUAGGUUCAAGAUUACAGAACACGGUUAUGUGGCAGGGACUGACUUUGUGUUGCAUGACAUUGGUGAUGAGGAGAAAGCGAAUGCCAUAUGUUAUCAUAGUGAAAAGCUGGCUGUUGCUUUUGGUUUGAUUAGUACAGCUGAGAGGACCCCUAUUCAAGUAAUAAAGAAUCUAAGAAUAUGCGGGGAUUGUCAUGCCGUGAUAAAGCUUAUAUCAAAGAUAUACAAUAGGGAAAUCAUCGUGCGGGAUCGUACCAGAUUUCACAGAUUCAGAGAGGGAUCUUGUUCUUGCAGAGACUACUGGUGAAACUGAUUGGCAGGAGAAGUCAAAACUUGAAUUUGUAUUGCCCAGUUAAAUGCCAAAGCAUCCAUUAAAAGAUUGAGGAAACAGGUAACAAAUUAUAUACAAUCCAUCUAUUUCUUUCUACUAGUACCCAUUGCUGUUUACAUGUUAUGGGGGAGAAAUAAUGACAUAAAAAAGUUUGAAUAAGGGAUGACAGCGAUGUCAUUAUGAAUCAGUUUGUUGUUUUGUGGGAAGAGUUUUUGGUGGGUAAAAUUAAGGCUGACCAUAAUCCUUAAUAUGAGAAAGCUUGAUUAGGCAUUUUUUCAGCAUAGGACUGGUAAUCAAGCCUCCACCUUUCUCUAGUUUAAUUGUUGGCACCCUCUCGAAUCUUUACUCGGGCAUACUUUAGGUGACAGGCUAUGUUUCUAGAAUUUCCAAUCCAAGCUCAAGUUUCAGCAAUUACGCAGGAUCAAACCUGAUUAUUGGCCUUGUCAUGCAAUGGCUGAUUUCUUGUGGACAUUCAAGCCACAAUUUGUGGUGCCUCAUUCCCAUCACAUCUAAAUUCUGAUACAGCUCAUCUGGAAGUCAUCCAAGAAUGACCUAUUUUCAGUUCCUCGUGUUUGGAUUUCUUUGCGAUCAAAGUCAUGAAAGUUUCCCGGGAUAUAUGGAGCAGGCUUCUACAACCGAGUGGAAUUUCCUGUGAGAUCGGAAACUGGACUGACUGGCUUUCUCGGGCUAGUCAACAUCUUCAAAGGGAAGUCCCUAGAAUGUUUGAGUUUGAAGAUUGCUUGCAAUUCAUGCAUUAAUAACAUUUGGAGGGCUAGAAAUUUGGCUUUGCAUCAGAGCAGGUCUUGUUGGCUGAUUCCAUUUAUAAGAGUGUCUCUCCCCAAAGCUCUGCCAUACACAGCUUUACUUGGCCGUUACGGCAAUAAAAGUCCCCGUCCGAAAAAUUGAGGAAUUUUAUAGGGCUAUGUGUUGACUCCCCAUAUUCGGUAGCAGGAGUGGCUACCCUGCGUUACGGUUGUGCAAAUAAAUGUACUCAAUCAUUCAAAAAGUAUUUGUUUAUUGAGUAUUUUUGUGAGGUACUUGCUCACUAAUUCAAAUGACUAUUUAUUGUCUGUACAUCAUUUAGUAACUUGUUUAGUAAA